AUGGAUCAUGGCCGACGUUCCCAGGCCCGGGCGCAGCCUGUUGACGAUGUAGACGGGCUCGGCGCGCAACUCGCCCAGAUGAUCGUCCCGAUCCUCACUGCCCAAAACUCAUGUCAAGUCCACGAGCAGUGCGACAGCAGCUGCCCUAAUCGCAUUGGCGUCCGGCGCUACCUCCUAAUGCCCAACGGUGAGCGGCGCCAUGAAACAGACGAAAGAGCCAGCUUGGGCGAACAACUCGGCGCCGCGAGAGUCAACAACGAUGGACAGCCGCCCAGACAGCAGCCCUUCACGAUUCAUCCCGACACGCCGAGAUUCGUAUACGAGAGACUCCCAUCGCCACAUGGCAUGAUUCGGCUGGUAAAGUUGAAGAGCGCCUAUUUCAGAGAAGACCCCGUCGACUGCGAAUUGCUCACUUUUGACAUGGAUGACUUGCCGCCGUACGGGGCCCUUUCGUACUGUUGGGGUGAGGCAGCAGAUGCGUGCAAAAUGAUAUGCAAUGGGCACUUAUUCUAUGCGCGCCCCAGUUUAGAACGCGCCUUCAAGAGGCUGCGAGCUGGAUUCAGUUCCGGCCAAACAGAAGGGUACAUCUGGGCAGACGCCUUGUGCAUUAACCAGGGGGAUCUGGAAGAGAAGGGUGCUCAGAUCCAGCUCAUGGAGCGGAUUUAUUCAUACGCCUCUACGGUAUACAUUGAUCUCGGAGACACAGAUGGCCGUGUCGUUUCGGGUACUUCUAAUCUGUCGGCAACCAUCCAGGGAGCCUCGGGAAUGGGCAGUCCCGAUGCCUUGAUCCCGGUCGGCCGUGAUACACCACAUCCACUAUUAUACAAGACUGUGUUUCUGGCUCUGCAACAACCUUGGUUUACAAGAACGUGGGUCAUUCAAGAGGCUGCGUUGGCGAGAAGAGCAGUGUACAUGUUCUGCGGCAAUGUGCUUUCGCAGCAGCAGUUGGAUGAUAUUUUGAGCCGACAGGCCAUGCGUGCGAAUCCAAGCCGUAUGCAGGAACUGAUGCAACUUGGGGGCAAUGAUGCGCUCCGCAACUAUCUCAACUAUGCGAAGCUGCAGCAAAUAAAGGAUGCUCGAGGGAGAAUGACAUCACUGGAGCUUAUGGAACUGACGAGGGACUUUGCUGCUACUGAUCCGGCGGAUAAGGUGUUUGGGUUGUUGGCGCUCAUGAGUGACGAUGAUCGGCAAGCCAUUGGACCCUAUCCCCAAACCGUUGAAGAGGUGUUUCGACGUUUCGCAGCACUUCAAGUCCGACGGGGAUUCGCCAUCAAGAUGCUCGACAGUGCAGGUCUCCAACGGAGAAACAACUCUGAACGAAGGCUUCCAUCCUGGGUACCCGACUGGAUGGGACAGACGAAGUCGCCGAAGCAAAUUGCUGGCCUGCGUCCUGUUCCGUACGCAGCUUCUGGAUUUACAGAACCCCAAGUCCGCAUGGUUGGAGAUGAGUCGGGAUCCGGCGGCCUCAGUCUUCGUGGCAUGAUAGUCGACACAAUCGAUAGUGUUGUCUAUGUCCACAGCGCACCGGUAACAGCCGAAGGCGAACCAUCAUUUCUGGCGUUCCAUGAAAAGUUCCGCCCGGCGUUUGACAGCUACGUGAACGGGAUCAAGGGGAAACCCAGGUACAUGGACAAUGAAGAGGUGUUUGCGCGCUUGUUACUAAUGGACGAUACAUAUACGGGCCGCAAUGCCAUCCUGUAUAGCAGCCCUAUAGAAAACCCGGCCUUGACGUAUCGUUCCGCACUGGCCGCCUGGCGCGAAGGGCGUAAUUAUCGUAAUGACAUGGGCGCCGGGAAAAUGGACGCCGUGCAGACCUUUCAGAUGCAGGCGAUUGCAGUGUGUCCUGGCCGUGGGUUUGCGACAACUCGAGGGGAGUAUAUCGGGUUGGUGCCACUAGCCGCGCAAGAGGGUGAUCUGGUAGUAGUGUUUUACGGUGCUACUGUCCCGUAUGUUGUGCGGCGAGUAGAGAACGGUUAUAUAUUGGUAGGAGACGCAUUCGUACACGGGUUCAUGUGUGGUGAGGCGUUGGAGAGGCGGGACUUGGAGUCGGUUGAUAUUGUCCUUGUUUGA
Metarhizium brunneum ARSEF 3297 is the source of this 2070-nucleotide messenger RNA. RefSeq names its product Heterokaryon incompatibility protein 6, OR allele. NCBI's taxonomy places the organism in Eukaryota, Fungi, Ascomycota, Sordariomycetes, Hypocreales, Clavicipitaceae. The record is from RefSeq and is a predicted model, not a curated record.